AUGAAGUUCUCUUUCGCGACCAUUGCCUUCAUCGCAGCUUCUCUCGCCGCCUCGCUCCCACCUUCCUUUACUCUCGUCGCGGAGGGCGGCAACACUCUGCUGACAGACGGUACUCGCGAAUCGACUUCCCAUCCUUAUCCUAUUGGCGACCAGAUCACCUACACCAGCGAAGACGCCCCUCCCUUUACCUGGCAGAAUCUAUACGUGGUGGAGGGCGACAUUGAGCCAAUCGGGCUGACAAACCCGUAUUCUGGUGCCAUGCCAGCCAAUGCGAGCAUCUCCGGAUUUGGGGUCAAUGAACAGGGAUACCUCACACAUGAAGGGAAUACGAAGUUUGGGACUCUUGCUACUACGGGAGAUGACAAGCCUAUUUGGUGGUUGGGGUAUAGCAGUGGACGGUUUGAGGGUGUGCCAUUAUGGGCGAAGGAGUUCAGGAUGUAA
Molecule: messenger RNA, 441 nt
Organism: Aspergillus campestris IBT 28561
Lineage: Eukaryota; Fungi; Ascomycota; Eurotiomycetes; Eurotiales; Aspergillaceae
Exons: 3
Coding region: 1-441 (146 amino acids)
Source: RefSeq, a predicted model, not a curated record